GUUAGAUCUCAAUAAAAUUUUGUAAAUAGAUUUUGAACUAUACCAGGAAGAUUUUCCCUAUAUGAUGUUGCAUCACUAUUCUGUUAGAUCUUAAUAAAAUUUUGUAAAUAGAUUUUGAACUAUACCAGGAAGAUUUUCCCUAUAUGAUGUUGCACGGCGACAUGAAUUUGAAACCAGGUUUGUUAGGUCCUUGUCCGUGUGACGCUAUGAUGACCCGUGAACGAAAUGGAAUAUUAUAAUGGAGGGAGAGCAGGUAGCCCCAAUAUGUUACAGAGAAAUGGGACAAGACCAACAUGAAAUAGAAAUAAGUAAACAAAACGAAAACAAAUUGAGAGAAAAUUACAGGGAAACUCUAGUUGCAGAGCUCAUUCUCGAUCACGCCUUGGGUUUCUUAUAUAUAAUACAAUCCAAAUGUGAAUGAAUUAUUCAAGACACUUGAAGGAAUUGAAAAUGCUGUUGAGGAGCUAACUCCCAAGGUGCAGCUGUCAGUGCACCUUUUUCUGCAGAAGAGGUGUGCUCAUCAAGAAAUGAGUUCAUCUUAUUUUUUGAAGUGGUGAAAAGAAGCAGAAAAAGCAAUUAUCCGCUAUAAUCAAGAGUGUGGCCUUAAUGGAGGACACAAUAUUGAGUAGAAAUGACACUUCUAUUAAAAAGAAGAAUACAAUUGAAAAUGAUGUACCAGGAGAUGAUGAUGAACAUCUUCCAGAAAUGACAUUGGAAGUGCAAAAUGCUGUCAAAAAUGAUUUUAAAAGAUUGGAAGUAUAUGGAGAAAGUGAGGAUGAAGUUAAAGAUGUUUAUGAAGAUCUUCAAAGAGUUAUUGAAAACGAGGAUGAAGAAGAAAACGAAGUGGGAAAAAUAUCUACAAAGCCAGGUAAAUCUAAAAGGAAGGAGUUACAUUCAACUACUAAAAUACAUGCUUUAUCUGACAGUUGGGAUGAAGAGGGGAGAGAAGUAAUUUUGCAAGUUUACAAACUGCUUUUUACAUCACAAUGCGAUGAUGAGAAUACAUAUUCAAAUUUUGCCCUUUUGGUUAAAUCUGUAUUGGAUAAUGACAUUACAGAUACAGAAAUAGAUCUGUUUUUAACUACAGAUAAAAUUGUUAAGGCAAAACUUUUGCCAAGUGGAGAAAUGACUUUGGACUCAACUCAGCUGAGGAAUGCAAAAGAUUUUCAAGAAAUACUUUUCAAUGGAAUUUGUAGAAAUCUAAGGGAUAGGAAAGUAAUCACUGAAAUGAAAAACCUAUGGUGCAGUUCCUAUAUGUACCUCCUUUUGCCCUUAGAAUCAGAUGGUGUAACUGUCAUUGAUUGGAAUUGCAUUGAAACAUGUGCAUCAAGUGCUAGACAAUUUAAAGUACUUUCAACUAUUUCAGAAGAGGAUCAUAGUACCAUCAAUGUUGAUAAUAUAAGAGAGGCUCCUAUGGUAGGAACAACACAUUUGCAUAGCCAAGGGGAAUCUGAAAUUUUGAUUUUGGCAAAUGGCAUUUGUGAAACUUCAAAUUUGAUAGAUAAAGCAGUAGUUACGGUUCAUAAUGGAAUGAUUUACCAGGUUGUGAGCAUUAUUCAUGACACAACUGCUCAGAGGCCCUUCCCUUCGACUGAAGAUUCUAAGCCACGUUAUGACAGCUACACUGACUAUUCACAGAAAAAGUAUGGAAAGAAACUUAAGAAUUUGAAUCAACCAAUUCUUUUGGCGAAGCAAGCUGACCGACCCCAUAAUUUUCUUGCAAAAGACCAGCAGAAGCCUAUUGUGAAUGAAGGAAAGUUUGUAGAGCUUCCUCCAGAGUUGUGUUUGAAUUUGGGUGUUCCAAGCUCUGUUAUGAGAUCAUUGUAUUUGGUUCCAUCUGCCAUGCAUCGCCUGACUUCUUUAAUGCUUGCAAGCCAAAUCCAUAAAGAAAUUAGGAAAGAAUGCUCGGAUUGCCCCCCUAUAUCUGUACCACUGAUAAUGGAAGCACUCACUUCACGCAAAUGCUUAGAGUGUUUUUCAUAUGAGCGCUUGGAGUUAUUGGGUGAUUCAUUUUUGAAAUAUGCCAUUAGUCAGCAUCUUUUUAUGAAAUAUGAAAAUGAGGAUGAAGGAGAGUUAUCAGCACAUAGAGCUGAGUCAGUUUGUAACACAAUUCUUCAUCAUUUGGCAUUGACUCGCAAUUUACAGGGGUACAUUCAAGAUGAACCAUUUCAUUGGCGUAAAUGGGUUGCUCCUGGGUUAUUGUGCAGAAGCAUUGUUCCUUGUUCCUGUAACCCAAAAGAUCCUAACAGUCUCCCUGUGGAGAAAGUUUGUGACAAGGGACAUCGAUGGAUAUACUCAAAAACAAUAUCCGAUGUUGUGGAGGCUUUAAUAGGAGCACAUUUAGUUGGAGGUGGUACAAUUGCAGCCCUUGAGUUCAUGAGGUGGAUGAACAUGGAGGUUGACAUUGAAGACAAGUCAGUAGAAAUUGCAUUCAAACGUUGUUUUGCUUAUCCUAGUGUCUUGAACACUAGUUUGGAUGAACUACAAUCGCUUCUAUAUUACCAUUUUGAGAACCCAUGCCUCUUAGUAGAAGCACUCACACAUGCUUCAAUUAAUGAACAUGGAAGACGUUCCUACCAGCGGUUAGAAUUUCUAGGAGAUUCUGUGCUGGAUCUUCUUAUUACUCAGCAUCUAUUUUCAACAUACCAAGAACUAUCUCCUGGAGAUUUAUCAGAUUUACGGCAAGCUGCUGCUAACAAUCAGAAUUUUGCCCAAGUAACAGUGAAGCAUAAUAUUCAGAACUAUCUUUGUCAUCAUUCAGAUGAUAUAAAAAAUCAAAUAGAAAAGUUUGUAGAGGAUUUUGAACAGUGUAAAGGUGGUGAUUGUCAAUUUAUAUCAUUUGGAGGAGGAAUGCGUGCUCCCAAGGUACUAGGAGAUUUAAUAGAAAGCAUUUCAGGUGCAAUAUUAGUGGAUAACCGACUUAAACCAAAUAUUGUCUGGGAUAAAAUAUACCCUAUUUUGUCUCCCAUUGUUACACCUGAAAACGUGGUACCACAACCACUACGGGAGUUAUAUGAGCUCUGUGAUCAGCACCAUUAUAAAUACAAUUGGAAGCCCAUCACUAAGACAGAGAAUGUUAAUGUGGCCACCGUACAAAUACAGCUCGAGGACUUCAGUAUACAUGGAGAAGGGUCAGAUAAGAAUACGAAGUUUGCUAUGACUAAAGCUGCCAAAGACGCGUUGGCAACGCUACAGGUUAAGGGCAUAUGUCAUGGUCGCCAUACCUUUGUCCAAAGUUCAAUGGACACAACUGGGAAUGAAGCUCCACAUUCAUCCAAUAUCAUUGCUCAAGAAAACAUGAUAAUUGCUAGCAGUCCACAAACAGAUUCAGGAGAAUCGGAUCAGUGCCAUAGAGGAGAAACAGAUGAGGAGGAGAAUUUACUUUGUAGCAGCAAAUCAAUGCAAGUUAUUUAUAGAAAAAAUCUAAAUGAAGUGUGCCAAAAAAAGCAUUUUGGGAAACCUAAAUUUGAGCUGAUAGAAGAAGUUGGCAUGCCUCAUGAAAAAAGAUUUCUAUUCAAAGUUGUGAUAGACAUUCCCAAUAAAGAAAGCAUCUCAAUUCAAGGCAAACAAGAAAGAGACCAUGCACAUGCAAAAGAUUCAGCUGCAUAUAAUAUGUUAGUGAAACUUCAAAAACAUGGACUAUGUUCUAUUGAAAAUUUCAAUAAUGAGUGUGAAUGACAUAAAUGCCAAACCUCUUCUAAAUAGAUCAAACAUUUACAAUUUGUAAGGUCCAUUUGUUUUGAUCUACCCUUUUUAUUAUUAUUGUAACUAGAUGAUAAUUAGACAUAACAACAUGAUCAAUGUCUUGCUAUAUAUAUCACAUGGUGAUUAUUACUAUUUCA
Cryptomeria japonica (Japanese cedar) is the source of this 3842-nucleotide messenger RNA. RefSeq names its product endoribonuclease Dicer homolog 3. The transcript has 15 exons. Gene Ontology annotation, molecular function: ribonuclease III activity; RNA binding; protein binding. Gene Ontology annotation, biological process: siRNA processing. The coding region runs from base 607 to 3678 and encodes 1023 amino acids. The record is from RefSeq and is a predicted model, not a curated record. Gene Ontology annotation, cellular component: cytoplasm; nucleus. NCBI's taxonomy places the organism in Eukaryota, Viridiplantae, Streptophyta, Pinopsida, Cupressales, Cupressaceae.